AUGAUGAAGCGACAAGAAUUGGAGACCGUAGCAGAGCGACGUACCACUAUCCUCACAUGGGUGGGCCUAGGCCUGAUGUCUGUGCAGUUUGGUAUCCUGGCUCGUCUCACUUGGUGAGAAUACUCGUGGGAUAUCAUGGAGCCUGUCACAUACUUCGUUACGUAUGGCACAGCAAUGGCUGCAUAUGCAUACUAUGUUCUAACAAAGCAGGAGUAUGUUCUGCCAGAUGUGAAGGAUCGCCAGCACUUGAUCAUCCUGCAUAAACGUGCCCGAAAAGUUGGUCUCGACUUGGAUCGCUACAACGAAUUGAAAGACAGUAUCUCGCGAAUAGAAGCAGACAUCCAGAGGUUACGUGACCCCCUCCAACUGCACCUGCCGCCCAGCCAUCAGCCAACUGACCAGUCUAGGUCACCAUUUCAACAAGCACAGAAGUGGCUGCAGUAUCUCCUGAACAAAACCAAAAUGGCUUCAUAAUGCUGAAACCUGUUGGCUAGAUCACCUCAUUCAUCUUCCAAUAGCCUAAUCCCAUAACCAACCAAAGUACCAUAAAGCACUAAGCACUCACUUACGGAGGUAAUUUUUUGUGCUUAGGAUAGGUACAGGUAAUUUUUGUCAUGGGAAAGUUGGCUUUGGUUAGAAGAAGGUGGGAAAAAGCCACCUUUGUUUCAUAGUGUUCAUUUUCCUUUAGAGUAAAGUAUUCUGCUUGAUUCAA
Cryptotermes secundus is the source of this 712-nucleotide messenger RNA. RefSeq names its product calcium uniporter protein, mitochondrial-like. Gene Ontology annotation, cellular component: mitochondrial inner membrane; uniplex complex. Gene Ontology annotation, molecular function: uniporter activity; calcium channel activity. The transcript is spliced from 3 exons. The record is from RefSeq and is a predicted model, not a curated record. Gene Ontology annotation, biological process: mitochondrial calcium ion homeostasis; calcium import into the mitochondrion. Lineage: Eukaryota; Metazoa; Arthropoda; Insecta; Blattodea; Kalotermitidae.